GCAUAACGUCAUCCCGCAUACAAUGCCGGACAGGACAGGGGCCAGGGCAAAGCCAAGUACACAUGUCAGCACGUUAGUUGGGUCGGGGCAAUAUCAACGAGCGAUUAAUACCAUGCAUAUGGCUUGGUGUAGAAUGCGCACGUCUACAGUAGAAUGGUAGAGAAGGUCCUUGCAGCUGGGCCCUUGACGUCGAGACCAGGAAAUGCUCGACGCGGGACAUGCGGGUCGAGGCGGAGAUGCCGUCGCACGCUCGCUGUUGGGCAUGAAGAUCUCACCGGGCGGAGGAUUCAGCGAGGGCAGAGAGGGGCGAGGCCUGGGGCAUGUCGAUCGGGCCGCUUCAAGUUGGGCCUGGGUUUGGAUCGAGGUGGUGUUCCUGGGGCCGUCGUUCGACAUCAGGUAGCGACUGGGGGCAGCGGCUCCAGGUGCCUGACAUGUGUCCGGACGUGUGGGACAUGGCUGGUUCGGUGUAGUGCGAACGCGCGGUACCGACUCGAAGUAGUGGCAGCUUUUCUUUGCAUUUGUGCUUGUGCUGGCUGGGCUGGCUGGGCUGAGCGUGACUGACGACACCUGACAGGCCCCGUCUCAGACAGCACGGCGUGCACUCAGCACCACGGCUGCAAAAUCUCUUCUGCUCACCCUCACCCUUAACCUCGCCGGCGAGGCCCUUCCAGCCGGCAGUGCACAUGGCGGGCGGGCUGGUGCGAGCUGGGCCAAAAGGGCAGCGUCUGCCGCUACGAUUGGGCACAAAGGGCAGGAUGCAUCCUGGUGAUCAGGGAGGGUGGU
This is a messenger RNA of Bipolaris sorokiniana ND90Pr, 783 nucleotides long. RefSeq lists its product as uncharacterized. The coding region runs from base 154 to 561 and encodes 135 amino acids. The record is from RefSeq and is a predicted model, not a curated record. Lineage: Eukaryota; Fungi; Ascomycota; Dothideomycetes; Pleosporales; Pleosporaceae. The transcript has a single exon.